CCCGUCCCUUUCAUCAUGGUUCAUGAUCUUCUGGGGUUUAAAUGCACAUUCUUUUGCGGGAAUCAAAUAUUCUGUUAAUUCCAAAUUAUCACUGACACUUGCAAUUUCUGCUCUUGGUAGCUUUUUAGGGUAUCAAGAUGAUGGGGAUGAGAUUUUGUGGAUUUCUUUAUGUGGCGUCUUAUGGUUACUUGGUGGUUUUUGCAGUUGCUCGGAUUACAGAUCCUUCAGAAGUCAGUGCAUUGGUAGCAGUCCGGAGCAGAUUAAUCGGUCCUAUGGACAGUCUCAUAAACUGGAACCAGGAAGAUCCAUGCCUAUCAAAUUGGACUGGAGUUCUUUGUUUUGACUCAAUUAAUGGGACAGAUGGUCACCUGCAUGUUCAGGAGCUGCGGCUGCUGAACAUGAAUCUUUCAGGAUCAUUAGCACCUGAGCUUGGACUAUUAUCUCAUCUUCAAAUUUUGGAUUUCAUGUGGAAUGAUCUGACAGGAAGCAUACCAAAGGAGAUAGGGAAUUUGUCAUCUUUAUCACACUUACUCUUGAAUGGAAACAGAUUAUCAGGAUCUUUACCAGAAGAGCUAGGCAAACUUUCAAACCUGGAUAGACUCCAAGUAGACGUCAACAGUAUCUCGGGCACAAUACCAAAAUCCUUUGCUAACUUGAGCAGAGUGAAACACCUUUACUUGAACAACAACUCAAUUGUUGGUCAACUUCCACCUGAGCUUUCCAAAUUAUCCGAACUUUAUCAUUUGCUUGUGGAUAAUAAUAACUUGACCGGAUAUCUCCCACCAGAAUACUCAGAGAUGCCAGCUUUGCGCAUACUUCAACUUGAUAACAACAACUUUGCUGGUGCAGAAAUUCCACCCAUGUAUGGAAACUUUCCCAACUUAUUAAAACUAAGUCUUAGAAAUUGCAGCUUGCAGGGAGCUGUUCCUGAUCUUAGCAGGAUUACAAGGUUUUACGAUCUGGAUCUUAGCAGGAAUAAACUCACUGGACACAUACCAUCAGAUAAGCUUUCUGAUUUUGUGAGAAUCAUUGAUCUGUCAGAAAACAAUCUUACUGGAUCCAUCCCAGAAAGUUUUGCAGAGCUUCCUUUUCUUCAGAGACUGUCACUUGAGAACAACUUUUUGAAUGGUUCCAUCCCAGCUAGCAUAUGGCAGAACAAGCCCAUCAAUUCAAAUGAUAGAUUGUCACUUGAUCUGCGGAACAAUUCAUUCUCAAGCAUUUUAGGAGAUCUAAAUCCUCCAAACAAUGUCACAGUCAGGCUUGGCGGCAAUCCUAUCUGCACAAAUGCAAAUAUACCAAACAUAGGCCAAUUUUGUGAUUCUCAAACAGAAGAUGAUGGGACACCUACAAUACCGACCAAUUCAAAGUGUCCUACUCAGGCAUGUCCCCUGGAUAAUUUCUACGAAUAUGACCCAGCAUCUGGUGAUUUAUGUGCCUGUGCAGCACCUUUGCGAAUCGGAUACCGGCUACAAAGUCCAAAUUUCUAUUAUUUCCCUCCAUAUGCCAACAACUUUUCAGCAUAUGUGACUACUUCUCUCAACUUAAGCUUAUAUCAACUAUCAAUUGAUUCGUUUGUUUGGGAGGAAGGACCUCGUCUAAGGAUGUAUUUGAAGCUGUUUCCUCCAGCCAACACAACUAUGUUUAGUCUAAGUGAGGUGCACCGAAUUGGAAGCAUAUUUACAUCCGGGGCAUUUUCUGCUAAUGAAAUAUUUGGACCAUAUGAGCUGCUCAACUUCACUCUCCUUGGACCUUAUGCCAGUAUGAUUUCUGUGACAAGAAGGACUAGUAGUAUUAGUAAAGGCGUUUUGGCAGCAAUUUUAGUUGGAGCCAUUGCCGGUGUUGUGGCAAUAACUACAACUCUAACAUUCGUGGUGACAAGAAGACAUGCCAGAAGUCAGCAAUCAAUGUCAAGAAGGCGUUUGUCCAGAAAAAUUUCAACGAAAAUUGAUGGAGUGAAGGCCUUCAAGUUCAAGGAUUUGGCAUCGGCAACUGACAACUUUAACAGCUCAACUCAAGUUGGUCAAGGAGGUUAUGGAAGGGUUUAUAGAGGAGUUUUAUCUGACAAUACAAUUGUCGCCAUAAAACGUGCAGAAAUAGGAUCUUUACAUGGCCAAAAGGAAUUCUUGACAGAGAUAAAAUUAUUGUCAAGAUUACAUCACCGGAACCUAGUUGCUUUGUUGGGCUAUUGUGAUGAAGAAGAGGAGCAGAUGCUGGUGUAUGAGUACAUGCCUAAUGGAACCUUGAGACACUGGCUUUCUGGUAAAGAUAAGGCACGCCUCAAUUUCAGUAUGAGGGUCCGCAUUGCAUUACAUGCAGCUAAAGGGAUUCUUUACCUCCAUACUGAAGCAAACCCGCCUGUGUUCCAUCGAGAUAUCAAAGCCAGCAACAUACUUCUGGACUCCAAGUUUAUUGCUAAAAUUGCUGAUUUUGGACUCUCGCGGCUUGCUCCGGCCCUGGAUGAUCAAGUAACCAUGGCAACUCAUGUUUCCACGAUUGUCAAGGGAACACCAGGCUACCUUGAUCCAGAAUUCCUUUUAACUCAUAAGUUGACAGACAAAAGUGAUGUUUAUAGCCUCGGAGUUGUAUUCCUGGAGCUUUUGACUGGCAUGGAACCAAUAUCACAUGGAAAAAACAUAGUUCGCGAGGUGAAUGCAGCUUGUGAAUCAGGCUUGAUGCUCUCCAUCAUAGACAAUAGAAUGGGACCCUGCCCAUCUGAGUGCUUGGAGAGGUUUGUAGCUUUGGCCCUCAAUUGUUGCCACGACAAGACAGAACGUCGGCCAUCCAUGUUGGAUGUAGCAAGGGAGUUGGAAAACAUACUGAAGAUGAUGCCAGAAACUGAUGCAACAUUUUCUGAAUCCACCUCCAUACAUUCUACCGGUAAAUCAACAUCAGAAUCAGCUUCUUCAUCAUUCAUGACAAGGGAUCAAUAUUUUUCAUCUCAUAUAUCAGACAGUAAUCUUGAGAGUGGUGUCAUUCCCACCAUUUCCUCUCGUUAACACCUAGAAAAGGAAUUUUACUUUGGUUUUUCAUGUGCCGUAGUGCUGUAGUAGUGGUAGUUUGAAGUCUUACUAUUUAAGUAUGGAACUCUUUAGAAAAGGUAAAUGUAAAGUGGGAUUCAAUAUGAGCUAAGCCUAGAGUUGGCUCAAGCUCAAACUUAUUUUAACUAGAGUAUAGUAUUAUCAAAUAAUCAUCGGUGAAGUAAACAGUAUCAUUAAAAUGAUGAAUAAUAUCAUUGAAUAAAAACA
Molecule: messenger RNA, 3245 nt
Organism: Mangifera indica (mango)
Lineage: Eukaryota; Viridiplantae; Streptophyta; Magnoliopsida; Sapindales; Anacardiaceae
Product: probable LRR receptor-like serine/threonine-protein kinase At1g06840
Exons: 20
Coding region: 138-2996 (952 amino acids)
Biological process (GO): protein phosphorylation
Molecular function (GO): protein kinase activity; ATP binding; protein binding
Source: RefSeq, a predicted model, not a curated record